Camelina sativa (false flax) is the source of this 622-nucleotide messenger RNA. RefSeq names its product Bifunctional inhibitor/lipid-transfer protein/seed storage 2S albumin superfamily protein. NCBI's taxonomy places the organism in Eukaryota, Viridiplantae, Streptophyta, Magnoliopsida, Brassicales, Brassicaceae. The record is from RefSeq and is a predicted model, not a curated record.
ACUAAACUUUCUAAAAGACUAUAAAUUCAAGGCCUCACCUCCAAAACUCAAUACUCAACAUUCCUCUCUAAACACACAUAAAGAAGAAGUUAAAAACAAGAAAGAGACGUCAAUAACAUGGCUUCAAAGAACGCUAUAGCUCUUUUCCUCACCAUCAACCUCGUCUUAUUUGGCUUCACCGUGGCCCAAACUCCGACGUGUCCCAGGGACAUCGAAGCUUGUAGCGACAUAUUUGGCAUCGGCUCAAUUAUCAACUCUCAAACAGUGAGGCCAUGCUGCGAUCUCGUGACUGGGCUUGACGCCACUGUGGCAUCUGUAUGCAUCUGCGAUGCCAUUAAACUCGUAGGCCUCAGUUAUUCGUUUACUGUGGGACUAGCUAAAGUUCUUUCCCUUUGCCAGGCCGACUAUCCACCACGUGGUUUCAGAUGCGAUCCAUUCUCUUUAUGACGAAAUUAGUAGACCAGUUCCGUUGUUUCUCUGAUAAGUAUACGCGUGUUUAGCAUCAUCUAUGUUGUUGUUGAAAUAAAGUGAAAACAUUACUACUUCGUUAAGUUUAAUUUCCAUAUAUGUUGUAUCUCUUGUUCAUCUAAUUAAAAAUAAAUAAAAACUCUUUAAUUACCUA